Messenger RNA from Talaromyces stipitatus ATCC 10500, 2348 nucleotides. Its product is annotated as histidyl-tRNA synthetase, mitochondrial precursor. The record is from RefSeq and is a predicted model, not a curated record. Gene Ontology annotation, biological process: histidyl-tRNA aminoacylation; mitochondrial translation. Gene Ontology annotation, cellular component: mitochondrion. Lineage: Eukaryota; Fungi; Ascomycota; Eurotiomycetes; Eurotiales; Trichocomaceae. Bases 58 to 1875 code for a protein of 605 amino acids. Gene Ontology annotation, molecular function: histidine-tRNA ligase activity; ATP binding. The transcript is spliced from 2 exons.
GCAUACUGCUUUAUAUUAUUAUUUUUUCGUCUAUUUAUUUAAUAACUAUCGUCGUGGAUGCAGGCCACUCCCGUAGUCUGCUUUGCGCGCAGAGCCAGCCCAGCCAGACUUGUUGCCCGUUUUCGGCGGGGGAAGGCGGUGGUGGGGUUACCCUUAACAAAUUUUGGUUCCUGCAAAAACAACAUUAUUAUCAACAACCCCUCCUAUCGUUUCCUUUCCUACUUAAAGUCACCAGACUCAGACGACAUGGGUAAGGACAAAGACAACAAGGUUACAUUCAACCUCAAAACCCCUAAGGGCACGAGAGACUGGGCUGGCGCUGAUACUCUCAUCCGCGAUCGUAUCUUUUCCACCAUCACCAAUGUCUUUCGACGUCACGGCGGCACGGCACUCGAUACCCCCGUCUUCGAGCUCCGAGAGAUUCUGGCUGGCAAAUACGGCGAAGACUCCAAACUCAUUUAUGAUCUGCAAGAUCAAGGUGGUGAGCUCUGCUCGUUACGAUAUGAUUUAACUGUCCCCUUCGCACGAUGGCUGGCCAUGAACCCUGAGAUCCGCAGUAUUAAACGCUAUCACAUCGCCAAGGUCUACCGACGCGAUCAACCUGCUGUUGCAAAGGGUCGGAUGCGCGAGUUUUAUCAGUGCGAUUUUGAUAUUGCCGGCGCCAAUUUUGAUCCUAUGGUUCCUGAUGCAGAAGUUCUGAAGGUUAUCAAUGAAGUGUUUGAGGAUCUGGGUUGGCAAGGAAAGUUCACAAUCAAGAUUAACCACCGAAAAGUUCUCGACGGUAUGUUUGAAGUUUGUGGGGUGCCCCAGGACAAGAUUCGACCGAUUUCCAGUGCCGUGGAUAAACUUGAUAAACUCCCCUGGGCCGACGUUCGGAAAGAGAUGGUGGAAGACAAGGGACUCGACGCUGCAGCAGCAGACAAGAUUGAGAAAUAUGUCAGCAGGAAGGGACGGAAGGAUUUGCUGGAAGAGUUAUUAAAAGACGAAGACCUGAUGGCCAAUGCCGCCGCCAAGCAAGGUAUCGAAGAAAUGGGGCUUUUGAUGGACUAUCUCGAAGCAUUCGGCGUGCUUGACACUAUAUCCUUUGACCUCAGUCUGGCCCGUGGUUUGGAUUAUUAUACCGGAGUUAUUUAUGAAGUCGUCACAGAGGGCUCGGCACCAGUGACUGCGACAUCAGCCCCGGAAGCGAAGAACCUACAGAAAUCAGGAAAGAAGACCAAAUCCGCAACCGGCGAUGACGAUGAUCGGUCGAAUGACCCCACCGUUGGUGUGGGUAGUAUUGCAGCUGGUGGCCGAUAUGAUAACCUCGUCGGCAUGUUCUAUCCAAAGGCACAGAUCCCAUGUGUUGGUAUUUCUUUCGGAGUUGACCGUAUAUUCUCUAUCACAAAAGCUCGUAUGGAGAAAGAAAAGGCUGCUGAAAUGCGUAGCAGCGAGGUUGAUGUGUACGUGAUGGCCUUUGGAGGAAAGGGGUUCACUGGUAUGCUCAAGGAGCGUAUGGAAAUCUGCAAGACGUUGUGGGCAGCAGGUGUGAAGGCCGAAUUCUCAUAUAAACUCAAACCCAAACUCCCUCAACAAUUCAAAGCCGCCGAGACGUCAGGCAUCCCCUUUGGAGUGAUUCUCGGAGAAGACGAACUAGCCGCCGGGCAAGUCAAGAUUAAAGAAAUGGGUCUUCCGGAAGGCCACCCUGAAAAAGAAGGUGUAUCAGUCGAUAUCAAGAACCUGGUCGAGGAGAUCAAAAAACGAAUAAGCAAUAAGAAUAAAGGUAUUCAGGCGAGCGCCACUGUACUUCCGGAAUCUACAACAGCAGCAGUUGCAGAUUUGACCGUGAGUAGUGAUGCUGCUUCUGUGCCGAAGACGGAAGACGCAGGUGUUUAAUUAUGUAUGCCCUUUUCGUGGAUUUUGUUUUGCAUUUUUGCGCAUAUACCAUUAUUACAUUGAUUGUGAUGCAUUAUGAUGGGGUUCUUGUCUCAUACAUAAAAGUCGGAUGGAAACAUGCGCAGGAUAAAAUAGAUUUAUUUGAGUCUGAUAAUACAAAAAUGAAUACUCCACUUGUCAAAUCUAUUAUACAGUACUGUAAUAUACAAAGAAUACAAAUUAAUCCGCCUGCUUCAUAACAAAUCCCUUCAACCACGGCACGCGAUCAACAAGAUUCAAUCCUAAACUUCUCGCAACUGCCACCGGCCCAUUACCAGGGACAUUAUACACUUUGUGCAACAAAUCGCACAUCCCACCAAUCUUCGUAUUCGCAGCAUACCGCGCUGUCAUGUACGGUUCUAGAGCGAGGUGGUCACCUAUAUCCAUACCGUGGUUGACGGCGUAUUCGAUUGUGUUGCUGAGAGAUGCCACGU